UAAAAGUUGGCAACGCGAAUUUGCGGCUUCGAGUUCUGUUUUCCUUUUGUUUUAUAGUUUUGCAAAAUUUUGUAUGAAAUAUUCAAAAUAAGCUUAGAAUUUAGCAUAUAGCCGAAAGCAAAGCCAACUAAGUAAAUCAAUUGUAGCUCAGAAUGGCAGGUAACUUUUGGCAGAGCUCACACUCACAACAGUGGAUACUGGACAAACAGGAUUUGCUGCGGGAGCGCCAAAAUGAUUUGUUAGCGCUCAGCGAGGAUGAAUAUCAAAAGAUAUUUAUAUUCUUUGCAAAUGUUAUACAAGUGCUGGGCGAACAGCUGAAACUGCGACAGCAAGUUAUUGCCACGGCAACAGUGUAUUUCAAGCGUUUCUAUGCACGCAACUCGUUGAAGAACAUUGAUCCGCUGCUGUUGGCGCCCACCUGCAUCCUGCUGGCCUCCAAGGUGGAGGAAUUCGGCGUCAUUUCCAACUCACGUCUCAUAUCCAUUUGCCAGUCGGCCAUCAAGACCAAGUUCAGCUAUGCGUACACACAGGAGUUUCCCUAUCGCACCAAUCACAUUCUGGAAUGUGAGUUCUAUUUACUGGAGAAUCUCGACUGUUGCCUGAUUGUGUUCCAGCCUUAUCGGCCAUUGCUGCAAUUGGUCCAGGACAUGGGCCAGGAGGAUCAGCUGCUGUCGCUCAGCUGGCGUAUAGUUAACGACUCGCUGCGCACCGAUGUCUGUCUGCUAUAUCCGCCAUAUCAAAUUGCCAUUGCCUGCCUGCAAAUCGCCUGCGUCAUUAUGCAAAAGGAUGCAACAAAACAAUGGUUCGCGGAGCUGAAUGUGGACCUGGACAAGGUGCAGGAAAUUGUGCGUGCUAUUGUCAAUCUGUAUGAGCUGUGGAAGGAUUGGAAAGAAAAAGACGAAAUCCAAAUGCUGUUAGCCAAGAUACCAAAACCCAAACCACCGCCACAGCGAUAAGCUGACUGAAGACCACAGACUCAGAAUCAUUAAAAACGCAUUCUAUUUUUAUUGUAUACCUCCUUAAGACUACAUAUAUAUAUUGCUUAGUUUAUUUAUUAAAGGUACUUGGCUUGUCCACUUGA
Messenger RNA from Drosophila innubila, 1081 nucleotides. It is a transcript of the gene CycC, whose product is annotated as cyclin-C. Gene Ontology annotation, cellular component: mediator complex; nucleus. Gene Ontology annotation, biological process: positive regulation of transcription by RNA polymerase II. Gene Ontology annotation, molecular function: cyclin-dependent protein serine/threonine kinase regulator activity. The coding region runs from base 153 to 956 and encodes 267 amino acids. The transcript is spliced from 2 exons. The record is from RefSeq and is a predicted model, not a curated record. Lineage: Eukaryota; Metazoa; Arthropoda; Insecta; Diptera; Drosophilidae.